Molecule: messenger RNA, 419 nt
Organism: Funneliformis mosseae
Lineage: Eukaryota; Fungi; Glomeromycota; Glomeromycetes; Glomerales; Glomeraceae
Source: the annotation of a GenBank genome assembly
GAUUUCCUGCUUAGUGAAGAUAAAUCAGUGUUUCCUCUUGUUAUUAAGGCAAUCAUGAAGAAACUUGGACAGAUAUCAUCUGGGAAAUGGCACGUACUGCGACAUAAAGUGGAAACUCACAACAUUCCUGUUGACUAUGGGUUCUCUGUUCGUAGUUAUUCACUCAUGCAACUUGUCAAGGUUUGGGCUAUUACUGCCGAACAGGAACAAAUUAACAAAAUAUUAGAAAACCUCUCGAUAGUACAUCAGGAGAUUAAGUCUUCUGAAGACAAUUUGCACAGCUCACAGAUAGAUGAUGAUAAAUUGCUAGACGUUCAUAAAAUGCUAGUUACAAAUAAGUUUGUUCCCUUGUCAAAGGUAAAUCAAGUCGCUAUAUUCUUAGGUGGUUUUGAUUUUACUUUCCAAGUAUCCAAGAAAGA